This is a messenger RNA of Ostreococcus lucimarinus CCE9901, 864 nucleotides long. RefSeq lists its product with no specific name. The transcript has a single exon. The record is from RefSeq and is a predicted model, not a curated record. NCBI's taxonomy places the organism in Eukaryota, Viridiplantae, Chlorophyta, Mamiellophyceae, Mamiellales, Bathycoccaceae. Bases 1 to 864 code for a protein of 287 amino acids.
AUGUCCCGUCGUCGCGCCUCGAUUUUUGCGCCACUUCUCGACGCGAUGCCUCGCUUGUCCACGUCGACGACGUCGGCGCUAAAGAACGAUGCGACGACACCAGUCGCCGCACCCGUAGAUUCACCCACACCGACCCGAACACGCGAGAAGAAUUUCCACAGACUGUACACGACCGAUGAAGACGAAGAACCAAAAUGGGAGCGCAAGUCGAGCAACCACGUGCACAUGCCACGCUUGACCGAAGCCGAAACCGGUUUCAAUAAUGACGGUACCAUCAAAGUCCCGGAUGCGCCUCGCGUGGCUGGUUUCAAUCCGCUCGAGCAAAUGUUCCGCUGGCCCGAUGGUUCCCUGAGAAAAGAGUACCCGCCCAGGAAUCCGUACGUCGUCGCAGCGCGUCGCAAGGCCGCAAGACUAGUGCAUUUUUGCAGGAUUACCGGGGGCGAUGAUGAGAGCACGAAAGGAAAAUCAUAUCGACAAAACGUCGGCGUGUUGUGGAGCGCGCACGCGCGAUACCUGACGGAGAAGCUAGGAAUCCAUCCUGAAGUGAACGACGAAGGAGAAUUCUACGGUUUCGAUCCAGCGAAAACGGAUCCACUUCGUGACCCCGAGCACGCGGUGAAUCAGGAUUUCGCCGCCGGUGGUUCAUCGUACGACGAAAUCAAGAAGGAGGAAGAAGCGGAAUUUGAAUCGAUGCUGGUUCAACGCUUCGAAGACGUUCAAAGCGGGGAGGCCAACAAAUCUCGAUUCGCAAACGAGAACGUGGAAGGACCCGGCACCUUUGUGCCGUUCAGGUGCAAAGUCGCCGGCGAGACCGAUCCCGUCGAGAACGCUUUCAAGCGCACGGGUCUCGACGAAAUCGAAUGA